Python bivittatus (Burmese python) is the source of this 4126-nucleotide messenger RNA. The record is from RefSeq and is a predicted model, not a curated record. Lineage: Eukaryota; Metazoa; Chordata; Lepidosauria; Squamata; Pythonidae.
CAAGCCAGUCCAACUGAAAAUUGGUGUCUUACAACUGAAGAAUUUGAAAGAUGGGAUAGACUAUAUAAAAUUAAAGCUGGUGAAGGAAUAAAAAAGCCAAUUAUGCCACGGAGUCACUUUGUAACAUUAGAAUGCAAAGAUAUGAGAACAGAGUUGGAAACUAAAGAAGUUCAUGAACUGUCACUGACAGAAUGGACAGUCUGGCAGAACCGGCCUUUCCCUACCUAUCUGGUGGAUCACUCUGAUCGUUGCUUCCACUUCAUUAGUGUUAUGGACAUGAUAGAGCAAAUGAGACAUGAACAGGGAGAAUGCGCCUAUGAGCUGGAAAUUCAACCUUAUUUUCAUUUGGAAGAUGUUCAUGCAUCAAAUGUUCAGAUCAGCAAAAGGUGUGAUACUGUGGCUCUUGAAAAACUAUCGUGUGGAAAAAAAGCAGCAGCUAUAGCAAAAGGAGAAUAUUCCUUACAGGAGUUUGAUGCAGAAUGUAUGUUGCUCUUUAAAGUGGCCAGUUUUAAAUCUGUGAGAAUACCUCAAGUGAUUGGUGUAGAAACUGCAGAUCAUGCUAAAAAGGAUGACAGUUUUUCAGAUUGCUUUUCAACAAGCAUAUCACCAUUUCUUGAAGCUACAGGGCAUAGAAGUUUGGCAGAUGAGAAUCAAGAAAAUAUGGAUGCAACCACCAACACAAAUAUUCAGGGAAGCACUCGUGUUAAUUCUGAAAAGGCCGUAACAAAACUAAUUCAGCCUGUCUCCGAAAAUUGUAUACAGAAUGGACAAUGUGUGGAUUCUGGCUAUGAUUGCUUUGCAGAUGAUUCAUCUCUUUCAACUUUAUUUUAUCUACCAGUGCCAGAGAUUGAUUUGUUUGGGUUUUCUGAAACAAAUGCUGAUGAGGACCUUUCUUGGGGAAAAGACAUCCAGAUAAAUGUAGCAAGACUCCUGUCACAGUCCCCGCCAUCUCUGAAUGAAUGCUUUGCUUCUGAGGAAAAGAGGGUGGAUGAAGGCCUGGAGUUUGAUUCAUUGCCGCAAUAUGUUUCCAGUAGGCCUAAAGACAAUAUUCUUCCAGAAAAAAAUGUAUGUUUCAAGAAUGUAUCUAUUUCACCUCAGAACACCUGUGAACUCUUAAGUACCCAUAAACUACAUUCAGUGGAUACCUAUCAUUUGGAAACAAAUAAUAUUCCAGAUACUUUCAUUAGCAAUGUAAAUGAACUUAGCUGGGCUGACAUUUUUGAAGACAAAAUUGAAGAACAGAAUGGAAUUCAAGAGAGAAAACUGUCAAUAGUAAAUUGUAGUCCAAUGAUGAAUUCUUUGGAAAGGGAUAGUGGUAAAAGCUAUGAAAAAAUGUGCAAACGAUCUGGAAGAAAUGUAAGCCCUGAUGAAGAUUGUUCUAUACACUUAUUGGGAAAUCACUGUGCAAAGAGUAGCCAUCCUCCAGCUGAAAAAACGGGGAUGCCUUCAGAAUUACCUGGCUUGUGUAGUCAAGCCAAUAUGCAGAGUAACAAAGCAAGAAACUUUGAAUGGCAUUUUUCUGACAAACUUGUUUCUGUUUGCAAUACAGAUCCCAUAACAUCAUUGAUACCGCAUAGAGAUAAAGCAGUGGAAGUCUCUGGUGAUCUUGAUCAUGGAAGCAAAGCAAACCCCCAUGAUUAUGAGCAGCUGUAUAAUGCUUCUCAGGAUUUGUUCUCUGUUAACUUUGAUCUUGGAUUUUCUUUUCAAGAAUCAGAAGAUGAGACCGUAGAGCAAAAGAACUCCAUGAAGAAUAGGGGGAGCCCUGUAACUGGUCAAUCCAAUAGGGUUGAAGCCUCUCUUUCAAAUAGUAGCUUGGUAAAGAAAUAUCCUAGUAAUGAAUGUUUUAAUGUGACUAAAUCUUCUACACCAUUAAACUUGCAAAACAAGAAUUCUGGUCUAGCAGUGAUUGAACAUGCUAUUUCCUUGGGAUCCCCUUUGACACCAGCAAGACAGAGAUUUUAUCGGUCACCAAACUAUGUAGAAACUCUGUGUUCCACACCAACACGUGGACAGAUGAUACAUAUUAGAAAUUCUAGAAAUAAUCCAGGAAGCUCACAGAGGAGACUUUCAAGGAAAGCAAACACCAGUAUAGUUAAAGUCUUGGCAAAAUCAUCUUUUGGAGUAGAGGAUCUCCCAUCCCAUGAACCUGGGGACAGCAGUGAAGGUGAAGAAUUUUCUUCUCUCAAGAAAAAAAAGAGAAAAAGAAACAUUUUGAGAACUCCAGAUAUUAGUGACUGUGACUUUGAAUCACCAAUUCAUGCUAUCAAGAAACGGAAGCGUCCACUCAUUGUAUCAGAUGUCUCUAGUGAUGAAAGCACAGAUUUUGCUAAGAAAUCAAACCCAGUGUUGUGUGGCAGAAAGAGCUACACCAAGGAGCCAGUUAAAGAUACGAAAAGGCAGAAGAGAGGAGACAGAGCUGUGAUCAAGAAUGCGGCCAAGUGUUUCAUAGAUGAGGAAGCAGAACUUUCUGAAGAAGGAGCUGUGGAAAUUUCAUCUGAUGAGAGUAUAAAUUCAGAAAAUGAAUUUAGUUCCUCCCUUGUGCAGUUUCUUAAUGAUGAGACACAGAUCACUCAGGAUUUAAAUGAAUCUGAGAUGCAGGGAGUUUAUCUGAAGUCUGUACGUAGUCCAGCUGUUGGCAACAAGUAUAAGAUGGUGCAUAAAGGGUACCAUCCAAUAGCUGUUUUCUCACAGAUUCCAGAGCAAGAUGAAUGCUACAUAGAGGACAGUUUCUGUGUUGAAGACAAUGAAGAGGGUAACCCCAAAAGCAGUUCCAGUGAAGAAGAUGUGUGUAUCAAUUUUGACCUUUUAGGGGAAGAAAGUUUUGUGAAUGGGAGAAAACAAUACCAAACCCGGCACAGGAGAAAACUGAAAGAGGGCCAUGUGGAACAGAAAACAGGAAUUCCAUUAGUGCCAAAGAGGUUAACUUGGGUUCGGAUUCUUAACAGAUCUAGUGAAGAUGAGGGAACUGAUAAAAAUGAAGAACUGGUGGAAUCACGAGUUAAUGCUAAAGCUGAUAAGGAUUCUAAUGUUACUUCCUUAACUAUGGGCCAGACCUUGCACCAAAAAUUGUCAGUUCCAAAACUUAAAAGCUGCCAACCCCAAGAAAGCCAUGGCCAGGAAUGCUUGGAAAUAAAAGCUUGUUUGCCAGAACAGUCAGAUUUUCAUCCUCAAAGCAAAGAUUGGUGCAAAUCAGAGCUUGUGGGUGGACAGUUCCAGACUAUGCUGAAGCCAGAAACAUCUUUAGGGAAUCCUCCUGGACCCUCUUCUUCUUCCAAUGAGCUGCCCUUAAGGAAUUUGAAGAACCAAGCAUCCCUCUGUAUUCUGGUGGAUAAUCAUGAGAUCUCCUCUGGGCCAGAAGUCAUUUCAACCCUGAAAAACGUUCAUGGAGUCAAGGUUCAGAUUUGUUCUCUGGGUUCCUGUGAUUAUAUUGUCAGCAACCGUCUGGCAGUGGAAAGGAGGUGUCAGGCAGAAUUGCUGAACAAUGCACACCGGAGUAAAAUGGUCCAGAGGAUACAACAGCUGAAGAGCAAGUUUGAUAGGAUCUGUAUAAUUGUGGAGAAGGAAAGAACUAGGACAGGAGAGGUGUGGAGGGUAUUCCACAGAACCAAGUACUAUGAUGGCAUUUUAUCAGCAUUCAUCCAGGCAGGAAUCAAAGUGCUCUUCAGUGCCUGCCAAGUGGAAACUGCUGACUUGCUAAAAGAACUAGCUUUGGUGGAACAGCGGAAGAACGCAGCCAUCCAUGUGCCAACAGAAGUGGAGGGAUCCAGACAAGACGUCUUCCGUUUCUAUUUGAGCAUUCCCUGUGUCAGCUAUACGCUGGCUCUGGCCUUGUGCCACCACUUUGGUUCUCUGAAAGAGAUGGCAAACAGUACUCCAAGUGAGAUGGCAGGCCGCACUCAGGUCAAUCUGCAGAAAGCAGAGGAGGUCUACCGCUACAUCCACUACGCCUUUGAUACUCAGAUGCUGCCCGUGGUUGUCACUUGAUCCCUUAUAAAUCAAAGUGGGACAUCCCUUUUAAACAGAAGCACUUUAUUAUUACAUUCAUUCGGUGUAAGAUAUGUAAAUAAAAUUUCAAACAAAAUGAAUUUCUGUAUUGCAAGCUGUCCUGUUCCUCUACAGAAAUCAG